Messenger RNA from Cadophora gregata, 2142 nucleotides. RefSeq lists its product as uncharacterized. Bases 918 to 1856 code for a protein of 312 amino acids. The record is from RefSeq and is a predicted model, not a curated record. NCBI's taxonomy places the organism in Eukaryota, Fungi, Ascomycota, Leotiomycetes, Helotiales, Ploettnerulaceae. The transcript has a single exon.
GUAAUUCUUCAGCUUUUAUAAAAUUUCAGUGGACAGGAUCCUUGUAUAUUUCAUGCAAUGGUCACGGCCAGAGAGGGGUGGAUGCUGUAGCGAAAACGCGGGGGCGGGGAAAACAAACAAUGCACGAGCCACACCGAGCGAAGCCCGCGGGGGAUGAUGUCACAUACCGAACUUGUCCCAGAUUCCCAGCAGGGAGCUAGCUACCACCACCACUACCACUCCUCAUAUGGAGUAAGCUUCAACACCCCCUCUUCUUGUGCAUAUUAACCUUUACUAUCCCCGUUUUCGAAGUGGAGCUUCGAUCGUCCUUGAAUAUUGCAUAUUAUUGAACAACCGCAAAUAUGUCUUUCUCACAGUACAACAGCCAAUUGGUAACAUUCCAGAGCCAUUUCCCUUGUUAUAAAGGUUCUUGCUAACGAUUCCAGGAUGCCUUUUCCUAUUACCACAAAGUCCAAGAACAUUCCCCGUCUGCUCUCGAAGGACCAGCUCUCCCGGCACUCGGCCAUGCUCUGGCAGGAUCGACAGGCACGGCUAUUGCCAAUCUAGCCAUCUACCCUCUUGAUCUGGUCAUCACUCGUCUCCAAGUCCAGCGUUCUCUGCGGAAAUCGUCUACUACUGCUGAUGAGGGAGAGUACAAGGGUGUUCUCGAUGCUUUCGAACAGAUCUACAAUAAGGAAGGAGGGCUUGGUGCGUUCUACGGUGGAGUGCUACAGGAUACGGGCAAAUCUAUUGCGGAUUCUUUCCUUUUCUUCUUGUUCUACAACUAUCUGAGGACGAAUCGCCUGCAAAAGAAGGGCCUCAAUGCUACGACACUUCCUGCAAUUGAUGAGCUUGGAGUUGGUGCUUUUGCUGGAGCAUUGUCAAAGUUGUUCACUACACCCAUCUCCAACAUCGUUACUCGCAAACAGAUUGCGUCAAUGGUAGCAGCUCGAUCCUCGUCAAGCAGAGCAGAACCAACAGUAGCCGACAUAGCUUCCCAGAUCCGCUCCGAGAAAGGCCUACAGGGAUUCUGGUCCGGAUAUUCUGCAUCGCUCGUCCUCACUCUCAACCCAAGCAUCACAUUCUUCCUCUAUGAGACCUUCAAACGGACUCUCCUUCCCCGCGCACAACGCGAUGACCCGGGAGCCAGGAUCACCUUCCUCAUGGCAGCAUUCAGCAAAGCCAUCGCCUCAGCCAUCACCUACCCCUUCGCACUCGCCAAAGCCCGUGCUCAAACUUCCAGCAAGCCACCAGUUGACAAAGAGAACGCUGAGAUUGUAAUGGAAGAAGUUGAGAAAAGCCGCAACAGAAGCGAUGCCAAGAAAGCUGGUAAAGACGUCAAGAAGCUCGCAAAAGAUAGCACAGUCUUCAACACCAUCCUACGUAUCUACCGCACCGAAGGCGCAGCUGGUCUCUACGAAGGUGUCUGGGGCGAAAUCUUCAAGGGUUUCCUUACCCACGGCACGACCAUGAUCAUCAAAGAGCAGAUCCACAAACUCAUCAUCCAGGCUUACUACAUCAUCCUCAAAGCACUCAACAAGUAUCCCAGCCCCAGCGAGCUUGCCAAGCAAGCAGGCGAUGCUGUGCAAGGUGCCGGCGAGAAAGCCGGCCAGUAUGUUGUGAAUGUGAGGGACAAGGGAGGUGAGUUGCUCAAGGAGGGAUACGAAAAUGUUGCUGAGCGCGUAGGCAUCACUACUGAGAGGGCGGGGGUCGUGGCGAAUAAUGCGACGGAGGCGGCGAAGACGGCAAAUGAUUUUUCGGCAAAGGAGGCGGGGAAUCUGCUGGGGAAUGCGCAGGAGAUGUUGGGUGGGAAGAUUGAGGAGGUGGGUCAUGCGUUGAAGAAUUCGGAGGUCAAGCAGGUUAAGAAGGACGAGUAAUGCGAGGACGAGCGAUGAGUGUGGCAUAGGAUACCAAAUGUAAUCUGCUCGGCUGGGAUGGGUUGGGGAGGCUGUUCUUUACUCUUGCAAAGCGUUUUUGGAAUGGUAAUUGCAGUUGCUGGUAACUGAAAAUGAGAUUGGCGGUUAGUCUUAAAUUGUAAUUCCUCAUUUUGUGGUUGGAGAAUCCAACUUCCCGAAGAUCAUGUACUUCAAUUGUCUUUAUAUGUAUGUCCUUCUGUACUGGAUUAUACUUAGCACCAUCGGAAUUCAUUUCGAGUCUUCUAGG